CGCGAAGAAGAACAGGAUGGUGGUUGUUACUGCGGCUCGAGACUACAUCAAUCGCAUGCUACAGGACAUUUCUGGAAUGAAGGUCCUCAUUCUCGAUUCCAACACGGUCGGUCACCUUCCUCCUCCUUUGAAUUGAUUUCAUCAAAGAGAUAACUGGUCUCAGUUAACUGUGUUCUACUCGUUCGGAUCUCGGGGCUGUAUAAAACAACUAGUUACCCAGAGUUUACCUUCUUCGAUAGAAACUUAAUUAUGCAUUUUCAAUUCAUCAGAGAUGGAAAAUUUGAUUUAUGCAUUUUCAAUUGAUGAAUUUCAUUUCCCCCCUCCCCCGCAUGUAUUUUGCCUUUGAAAUUGUAAGCAACUGCGGAGGAAAAUGUUAUUUUUCCCAUCACUGAUAAAUUUACAAAGCUUAAAUCCCUCCGUCCUGAUGUUUUUGUCAUUUAAGAUGUUUGACGUUGGCUUUUUUUAAUGGAAUUUGUCGAAAUAUUGGUGUAUAAUUUAAAAAUAAAAAUCAUAACAACUUUGAAUGAACAAGAGCUGACAUGUAUUGUAACAAAUGACAAUUGAAAAUAUGUAAAGAAAGAAAGUUUAGUUUGACCCUAUGAAUAUAUGAAAUGAAAAUAGCUGGAUAAAGGGGGUAUAGAGUUUAAGAAGACUGAGCUGAAAGCUCUGGGAAUGAAUGAAGCAUGAGCUGUUUAUUAAUGAAGCUCUGGGAACUGGUGGAGUCUAUCUCUCUGUCCAAAGAACCAAUGUCGCAUCUCAAAGCAGUCUAUUUUCUGAGGCCAACAUCAGAGAAUAUUCAACACAUGCGUCGUCAACUUGCAAAACCUAGGUUUGGAGAAUAUCACCUAUUUUUCUCAAACAUAAUGAAAGACACUCAGAUUCAUAUUUUAGCUGAUUCAGAUGAAGGUGAAGUGGUGCAGCAACUUCAGGAAUUUUAUGCAGACUUUGUUGCAGUUGACCCCCACCAUUUCACUCUUAAUAUCGCGUCAAAUCACAUGUACAUGCUUCCAGCAGUUGUCGAUCCCUCAGGUUUGCAGCGUUUUUGUGAUAGAGUGGUUGAUGGACUUGCUGCUCUUUUUCUUUCUUUAAAACAAAGGCCUGUUAUUCGAUAUUCACGGACAUCUGACAUUGCUAAAAGGGUAGCGCAAGAAGCAGCGAAACUGAUGUACCAGCAGGAAAGUAAUCUUUUUGAAUUCAGACGGCCAGAUGUUUCCCCUUUGUUGCUAGUAGUUGAUAGGAGGGAUGACCCUGUUACUCCGCUACUUAACCAAUGGACCUAUCAGGCAAUGGUUCAUGAAUUAAUAGGCAUCCAAGACAAUAAGGUUGAUCUUACAAGCAUUGGCAAUUUUCCUAAGGAUCAGCAGGUUCAAUGUAAUUUACUCUUGUAGUACCUCUUUGUUUCCUAAUGUUUUGUGAAUCUAUAUAUAUCUGGGUAGUCUCAAUUUCUCUUUAUAUUAGGAGGUUGUACUGUCAUCAGAGCAAGACACAUUUUUCAAAGCUAAUAUGCACGAAAACUUUGGAGACAUAGGAAUGAAUAUUAAACAGAUGGUGGACGAUUUCCAACAAGUUUCAAAAAGUAAUCAGAACAUACAGACAAUAGGUAUGCAUGCAGAAGAACUUCUAAGUUUUAUUGUUUUUUCUUCUUGCAUCAUAACAUCUAUGACUUGCACUAAAAUGCUAUCAACCUUUCAGAGGACAUGGUUAAAUUUGUAGACAACUAUCCAGAGUACAGAAAAAUGCAUGGCAAUGUUUCUAAGCAUGUAACCCUAGUUACUGAAAUGAGCAAGAUAGUUGAAGAAAGAAAAUUAAUGUUAGUCUCACAAACAGAACAAGAAUUGGCUUGCAAUGG
Molecule: messenger RNA, 1849 nt
Organism: Cuscuta campestris
Lineage: Eukaryota; Viridiplantae; Streptophyta; Magnoliopsida; Solanales; Convolvulaceae
Source: the annotation of a GenBank genome assembly